Molecule: messenger RNA, 2594 nt
Organism: Amborella trichopoda
Lineage: Eukaryota; Viridiplantae; Streptophyta; Magnoliopsida; Amborellales; Amborellaceae
Gene: ATVPS33
Product: Sec1/munc18-like (SM) proteins superfamily
Biological process (GO): vesicle-mediated transport
Source: RefSeq, a predicted model, not a curated record
GAGAGGAUCCAUUCGAUUAGAGGUUUUUUAGAGAGAGAGAGAGGGGGCAGGUUUUUUUUGUAGAGAGAGAGAGAGAGAGGGGGAUGGGGGAGGGAAAUCCAUUCUGUUGAAGGCCCAGAGCAAGGGGCUACAUUGGAUUACAGGUUUUUCUAGAGAGAGAGAGGAUAAUUCGCUUUGCAGGCCUUGAUGGCCCAAAUUCCAAGCUUGGACAAUGCCCCUCUGAAUCUCACUUCUCUCAGGGAGCAAUCUCGAAAGGAGCUCAUCAACAUACUAAAAAAUAUACGAGGAAGGAAGCUACUUCUUGUUGAUCCCAAACUCAGCGGUUCUCUUAAUCUCAUCACACAGUUUUCACUUCUGAAAGAACAUGCUGUGGAAAAUUUGCGGCAUAUUUUGGGAGAGCCUAUUCAAUCUGAUUGUAGAAGUAUACUUUACCUUGUUCGCUCUGAAAUCAAUUUGAUGAAGUUUAUUUCUUCACAUAUUCAACAUGAUGUUUCCCAAGGACUUCAAAGAGAAUAUUUUGUCUAUUUUGUUCCUCGCCGCACGGUCGUAUGUGAGAAGAUUUUGGAGGAAGCAAAGGUGCAUCAGAUGCUCACUAUAGGGGAAUAUCCUUUAUAUACACUUCCUCUAGAUGAGGAUGUCCUAUCCUUCGAACUUGAUUUUGCAUAUAAAGAGUGUCAGAUUGAUGGUGAUACAAGCUCCCUUUGGCAUAUUGCUAAAGCCAUCCAUAAGCUCGAGUUUUCGUUCGGAUUGAUUCCCAAUGUGAGAGCGAAAGGCAAAGCUUCAACAAAAGUUGUGGACAUUCUGAAUCGCAUGCAUCGGGAGAAUGCAGUUGGCUCAGAUGUCGGCGUCCCAGAAAUAAAUACACUUAUCUUGCUCGAUCGAGAGGUGGAUAUGAUAACUCCUAUGUGUUCUCAAUUGACAUAUGAGGGACUUCUGGACGAGUUUUUCCACAUCAAUAAUGGUUCAGUUGAGCUAGAUGCAUCAAUCAUGGGGUCUCAGCAGAGUGGAAAGAAGAUGAAGGUCCCACUUAAUUCAAGUGAUAAGCUUUACAAGGAGAUACGAGAUCUUAACUUUGAAGUGGUAGUUCAGGUGCUUCGUCAAAAGGCAACUUCAAUGAAGCAGGAUUAUACAGAAGUGACAACUCAAAGUCAAACGGUGUCUGAGUUGAAGGAUUUUGUCAAGAAGCUUAACUCACUACCAGAGAUGACAAAACAUAUAAAUCUUGCUCAAGAAUUGUCCAAACACACAACGAAGCCAUCGUUUUUAGGACGACUUGACAUAGAGCACACGAUUGUGGAUGGUCAAAGUUAUGAAAUAUGCUUUGAGUAUAUAGAGGAAAUAAUCCAUAAGCAAGAACCAAUUGGCAACGUCCUACGCCUACUUGUGAUGUUCUCCAUUACAAAUGCUGGUUUGCCAAAGAAACACUUCGAUUAUUUCAGGAGAGAGCUUCUCCAUAGCUAUGGAUUUGAGCACAUGACAACUCUACGUAAUUUGGAGAAGGCUGGUUUAUUCAAGAAACAGGAAUCCAAGAGUAACUGGUUGACUGUCAAACGUGCAAUGCAACUAGUUGUUGAUGACACUGACACUGCCAACCCUAAUGACAUAGCAUAUGUCUUCUCUGGAUAUGCCCCCCUAAGCAUUCGACUUGUUCAACAUGCCAUAAGAUCUGGAUGGCGUGCCAUUGAGGAUAUCGUAAAGCUAUUACCUGGACCACAUAUGGAACUCAAAAGAGAGGGAUAUCCCAACAGUUCAGUAUUGGAGACUCAACAAGAAGGCCUCGCCAACCUCGAUAAGCUAGACUCAAAUGUUGGAUCUGGUGGUCCAUGGAGCUGCAGACCCGGAAGGCAUGUUGGGAUUUUGGUCAAGCCCAUAAAUAUACACAAUAUGUUAUUACAUGGAGAUCCAGUGAAGGAGAACCAAAGUGCAUGUUGGGACUACACCACCAACUGCAAAAAUGAAGGAAAAAUACAAAGAUUGGUAGAUGGGCGACGGUCUCUUGUUUUGGUUGUCUUUAUUGGAGGAGUAACAUUUGCUGAGAUUUCUGCUUUACGAUUUCUAAGUUCACAGGAAGGAAUGGCCUAUGACAUAAUCAUUGCCACUACGAAGAUGGUGAAUGGUCAAACCUUGCUGGAAGGAUUCAUGGAGAUCAUGCCAUAGAAAUGGAAAUUCUUCAGGUUUGAUUUGCUGGGUUUUAUUUUUGUCUCCUGCAAUUCUCAGAGAUUUUCAAUCAUGGCUAGGGGGACCGAACACACAGGAAUUGAACAAAUUACACGAGAAGGCUUUGUGGAUAAAUUGGUGAAGCUUUCUAGAAAUCCAUGAACUUUGUUCUUUGCUUGGGAGGAGAGUGAAUUGAACCACUUGUUAAGAAACUACGUAUAUUGUUAAUGUCUUUGACGUGACAUUUUUGGUUCUUAGAUAUUAUUCUUUCUUGUGUUCUCAUUUGUUUAAUUUCAUUGCAGAUGUUCUCUAAGUUCCAAGGAAUUAGAGACUUUUGUAUUUGAAGUAGGUUCAAGGCCUUGGUGGACAAGGCCUUGGACCAACUUGUAAAUUUCCUAGUUUACUGAAAUCUAGCAGCCAAGAUUUGGAUUUGCUGA